GGAUUUACUAACAGGCCUAACACCAGGAAUAGGGGAAACCUUGAAGACCUGUCUGUUCACCAGUUCCCUAGACCUCAAAGAAUCAGACAAAACGCUGGCACUCAAGGAAUAUUCACACCCAAAAGGCACCUGUCAAACAUGAUUGUCUCCCUCUUGCAACCACUGUCCAUUGUAGAAGAUGCUGGUUUCCAGGCAUUUGUGGAUGCCAUAAAACAACCUGGCACCCUCAUUCCAAAGGAGACAUUUUCUAUUCGAAAAGACCUUCUCAGAAUGUACAAUAAGACGAGGCAGAAGGUAGAGCAAUCCCUUGCCUUGGCUCAUGACAUUGUCUUAGCAGCUGAACUGUGGGUUGCAAGAGCAGAAGAGUCCUAUCUGACAGUGACUUGCCAUGUCAUCGACAGAGAAUGGAACCUCAAUUCCUACGUAUUGGAAACAACUAAAGUCCUGGGUGAAGAUACGUCAGUCGACAUAGUAAAACAACUGUUAGGAAUUGCAAACGACUGGGGAAUAAAAGAAAAGAUUCACACCGUGGUGACAAACAUAGAUGGAUCCAUGAGAGAAGAGAUUUCUAGAAAUGGAUGGACACACAUUCCUUGCUUUGCCCACACUUUAAACCUGGUGUUCAAAGAUACAUUGAUGGAGGAUCCUGUUCUUGAGGCAAUGCUGAGGAAGUGUCAGAAGAUUGUGAGGUUCUUCCACAACGACAUAGAAGCUGAGAAAAAGCUAAAAGAGGCUCAACUCCAACAACACUUGCCUCAUCAUGGCCUGAUCCAGUCUGUUGGUGAUGGAUGGUUCUCUUGUUUCCACAUGCUGAAGAGACUUGCUGAGCAAUACAUGGCUAUCAACACGGUGCUUAGCCAAAGGCAAGAGUUCGACCUCUGUCUUAAUGGAUCUGACAUAACUAAAGCCUCCAGUGCGGUAGCAGCCCUUCAGCCUUUCAAAGAUGUGACAGAGGAGAUGUCACAGAGAUGUAAAGACAUCUCUAAUAAUCAGCAGUACUACCUCCUCUCCAACAGCAUUCCUCUGGUUGAAGAACUUCAGACCAAAAUCAGCAAAGAACAGAGGGGAAACGAUGUAGCUAAUCACUUAGCCAAGCAAUGCAAAAUUCAUUUUGGUGAUUUGAAGAAGAGCCAACGACUAGUCCUUACCACAGCCCUGGACCCAAGGUUCAAAAACCUCAUACUGAAUGUCAACGACAGUGAAAGUGCUAAUCACUUUCUAACUAAAUUGCUUAAAGAUCUCAAAGCAAUUUCAUCUCCACUGAUAGUUUCAUCCGAUGUACCGAACUUAGUUCAACUGCUGAAACAGUACAGUGAACACAGCUCAAUUCCAGAGAUGGAAAACCCACUUGCAUGGUGGAGAUUUGAAGGAUCUGUGAAAUUCAAGGAUCUGAGCAGGGUAGCCCUUAGAAACCUUGGUGUGGUUUCUACAGCGAUCCCCUUGGAUAGGGCUUUCCAUGAGACAGAUAAAAUGUUCUACAGCAGACGAAGUUGCCUGGAGCCAGAGAAUAUCAACAUCAUACUGUUUCUGAACAGCAACUACACUCCUUAGUUGUAAAGAGGGUCAGUAGUGGUCACAUGGUUAUCUUUUAAAUUAGAACAAAUUAUGGUCUUGUGAUCUGAGCUGCUUCCUCUAGAAUUGAUAUGGCGCUGCCAGCAUGCGUUCGAAUCAAGCCCAUUGCUCUUUCAGCACUCACUCUUACCUUGUCUAUCUGAUAAACAAUCAUCAAAUCAAAUCAAAUGUAUUUAUAUAUCCCUUCGUAUAUCAGCUGACAUCUCAAAGUGCUGUACAGAAACCCAGCCUAAAA
Oncorhynchus kisutch (coho salmon) is the source of this 1807-nucleotide messenger RNA. Its product is annotated as zinc finger BED domain-containing protein 4-like. The record is from RefSeq and is a predicted model, not a curated record. Bases 139 to 1551 code for a protein of 470 amino acids. NCBI's taxonomy places the organism in Eukaryota, Metazoa, Chordata, Actinopteri, Salmoniformes, Salmonidae. Gene Ontology annotation, molecular function: protein dimerization activity. The transcript has 2 exons.